Molecule: messenger RNA, 1521 nt
Organism: Pyricularia grisea
Lineage: Eukaryota; Fungi; Ascomycota; Sordariomycetes; Magnaporthales; Pyriculariaceae
Exons: 6
Coding region: 1-1521 (506 amino acids)
Biological process (GO): transmembrane transport
Cellular component (GO): membrane
Molecular function (GO): transmembrane transporter activity
Source: RefSeq, a predicted model, not a curated record
AUGACUUCGAAAGAGACGCCCAACCGCAAGCCCCGGGUCGACCUGGAAAAGUCGGCGUCGGUCGAGGAUGUGCCCAUCUCGGGGAUAGGGUCCGAGAUCCAGCUGGCCGAGGCGCACGGCUUCAGUGAAAAGGAGCGGAAGCAGCUAAUUAAACCGAAAUUUCUUUUGUUCUUUCCUAAUAUGAUCGGAGGAAAUAGGCGCCGCAUCGACCUCCGUCUCCUACCCAUCCUCGGUCUCAUCUACUGCAUCUCACUCAUCGACCGGAGCAACCUGGGCCUGGCCAUGAUUGCGGGCAUGUCCAAGGACCUGCAAUUAGCCAAGGGGAACAGAUACGGAAUUGUCGUUCUUUUGUUUUUCGUCGCGUACAUCAUAUUCGAAAUCCCCUCGAACCUAAUCCUCCCCCGCGCCGGACCCGCAAAUUGGCUCGCCUUCCUCGGUAUCGGUUUCGGCGCCGUCAUGUUGGGCAUGGGCUUCGUCAAGAGCUGGGGCGUGCUGGCGUUGUGCCGCUUCUUACUCGGCACCUUUGAGGCCGGUUUCAUGCCCGGUUGUGCGUAUCUGAUCAGCUGUUGGUAUACGCGGUACGAGGUCGGCAAACGUCUGGCCGCCUUCUUCCUCAUCUCCAUCGUCAUCACUGCGUUUUCCAACAUCUUUACCUAUGCGCUUUCGCUGCUGGCGGGGAAACGUGGUCUCAAUGGGUGGAGUUGGAUUUUCAUCAUCCAAGGCGCCAUCACAAUACUCGUCGCCCUGGUCGGCUGGUUCAUCAUAAUCGACUUCCCCAACAAAGCCAACCGGUUCCUCACGCCCCGCGAACAAGCCUACAUCUUGGAUCGCAUCAACCAAGACCGCGGCGAUGCCGAGGCGGAUUCGGUAACGCGGGCCAAGAUCCUCCACCACCUCGCCGAUUGGAAGUUGUACUUCUGGGCCUUCAACCUGCUGGCGUCCACCAUGCCCAGCUACGCGCUCGUCUUCUUCAUGCCCAUCAUCCUGCGCGACGGUAUGGGCUUCAGCACCGCCAAUUCGAUGCUGCUCAUGACACCGCCGGCGGGCUUGGCUUUGAUCCUGGCCCUCGCGGCUGCCUGGGUUGGCGACAAGUAUAAGAUGCGCGGGCCGAUCGUGGCAUUUUUCCAGCUUAUGUCUGCCGUCGGCCUGUUGGUGAUGACGUAUAGCAGUAGUAAUGGUGCCAAAUGCUUUGGUGCUUUUUGGAGCUCCAGUUUCCUCCCUUAUACCAUCCCCGGAAUCCUAACUUUCCAAGCCAACAACAUUAUAUCGCAUUCCAAGCGCGCCGUGGCAUCGGCGACGUGCAUGAUUGGUGGCGGUGUUGGAGGUAUUAUUGCCAGCGUCGCCUUUGUUUCCAAGCAAAGCCCGAGGUAUUUGUCGGGAGUUUGGACGACCGUGGCCUUGUCACUGGCUAGUAUCUUACUCAUAAUUAUUAUGGACGUAUAUUUCUGGCGCCGCAACAAGGCCGCCAGGGGGGGCAAGGUGCUAAACGAGGGCAUAAAUGGGUGGAUGUACACGCUAUAA